Molecule: messenger RNA, 566 nt
Organism: Asterias rubens (European starfish)
Lineage: Eukaryota; Metazoa; Echinodermata; Asteroidea; Forcipulatida; Asteriidae
Exons: 1
Coding region: 10-420 (136 amino acids)
Source: RefSeq, a predicted model, not a curated record
UGCAAACCAAUGUCGGAUGUUUGCUGGCAAUGUCAGAAAAACAAUAACUUGGUUUACAAGUCUGCCAACCUUCCAGAUGACCAGAAGCAGGGGCGAUGUCGAAAACAACAGGAUCAUCUGACCAAUGUGGCCACGGAGAGGGCCUUCUACUGGGAUCUGGUGAAAGAGUCGAAGGUAACAGCAGAGCGAGAAGGAGUUCGACUUGGCCAAAACGACCCAUGUAGCAGACGCAUCGCUAUGCACUAUUCUUUUGACUUUGCACAGCAAGUGCAUUACCCAUCGGACCCCAUGCAGCCUGGCCCCGUCUACUUUCUGACACCAAGGAAACUUGGCAUUUUUGGUGUCCACUGUGAAGGGGUUACACAGCAGGUGAACUACCUUGUUGGCGAGUCAUACAACACCAGCAUUGCCAGCUCAUGACCGAGGGGAAGGUGAGAUGCGACAUAUGCAUGGUGCAUCGCGGUGACUUGAUGUCGAUGGUUUCGCAAGAACGCGCCAAGAAAAGGCAAGAUGUUUCCAUUGCCUCCACGCCAAAUAUCCGACUGACGUCAAGACAGCUGCAGGAA